AUGGCGACGACUCAGAACAGAAUGACGAUGAGACAGGAACAGAAACCUAUUCCAGGGAUCUUGCGGGAAGUUUGCACGCAAUCUGACUGGUCCUUACGACUCUAUCGUCCUGGUUUGGGAGCUCUGUUGCUAAUGUUGCCCAUAAUUAUGAACGAGACAUGGCUCAUGUACAAUUUCAUUUGUGAUACGGUUCCAUUUUUCUUUCGAGAGCCCAAAGAAGAUAAUUUUGCAUCCAACCUGAAACCUGAGGAAUGGCGACGUUCGCAUCACGCUUGUCUGAAGGCAAUGUGUCGACUGGCGAAUCAAAUCGAAUUUGAUUGCAGGGUAGACGAAACUGGAGAAUCAGCGUACAUGCUUGUGGUUGACGAUCCUUCUCAAGAGGUACCAUUUGAUUCCGAAAUUCCUUUUCCUGUCGAUUGUGUGGAUACUUUGGAUCUCAUGCUCGGUCCUGAAAAUAUGGAGAUCUUGGGCAACCAUCUUCGAUCAUCUGACUUGUUUGACGCAGACACAAUCGAUUUCAUUCACUACCAUGACAAUAAUAAUAAUGAUGUGCAGUCUGAAACAACAGAUAGCGGCGCUCAGAAGAAGAAGGCUCUAUUUCAAUUACUACCAGGUCAAUGUGGGAUUUGGGACAUUCUUCAGCAAAGCUGGUAUGAAUGGCACGGUGACUCCAACAUCGAUCCACCACCUCCCGUCCCGCUCGUCAAUUUUGAUAACACAGAACCGGGGCAACUGGUUCGGAUAAAGGCACGUGAAUAUCUUUGCUACGAAGAGUACAUACCCAAAGAAGCCAAGAAUAAUCCCAAGUAUUGGAUCAGUGCCUAUGAAACAGUAUUGAAGUAUCGAUGGUAUAUUUCCUUUUGCGCUGCAAUCAUUUCUUCGGCCUUUGUCGAGAUCAUGGGUCUUUUUGUCAUUAUGGUGCGGGUGUUGCCAUUGACUAUCUGCUUUGCCAAGUUCACUACUACCGUCGACCCGGAUCCAAACUACAAAAUGUUACGUACCAUGAUGGAAAUGUGGCGAAUCUGGACGCACCUGAUUGGAAUACACGCCAUGGCCUUUGCGAUUAGAGGUAGUGAACAAGUCUAUGUCGUUUGCGCACUGGCCACAGCCUCGAUGCUCCUGUAUGGGAAUACCAAGGCUUCUAUGGAAUGGACCUUUCUGCACAUUGUUUCCUACGGAAUGGAAUGGGAAGCAGAUGCUGUUGCAGCGUCGAAUCUGAUACUUCCGUCGAUUGAGGACGCGCUGGAUCUGUUCAUUCCAGCUCCGGGUCUUUGUUUGAAGGCGAUUGUGGUGUACAUGCUAUACAUGUCAUCCUCACGUAUACUCAAUAAGCAAUAA
Cylindrotheca closterium is the source of this 1338-nucleotide messenger RNA. The record is from the annotation of a GenBank genome assembly. NCBI's taxonomy places the organism in Eukaryota, Bacillariophyta, Bacillariophyceae, Bacillariales, Bacillariaceae.